AUGUUCUCGACUUUCGGGACUCUCGCCACAGCACUCUACUUAAGCCUCGCAUCAGGGCAGGAACAAUUCCUAGCGAGCGUUCCUGUCCCGCAUGGCGUCGACGCGGUAAAUUUUACCAAAUUGUUCGCCCCUGAGCAUGUCUUCAAGGAAGCCUGGGCGGAAAAAUCUUGGAACGGGUUGACGACGUUCGCAGGAUCGACACCUCUCAGGUGUUUUGGUAGCGAUGCUGAGACCCCGUACGAUGUCGCAGUCUUAGGUGCACCCUUCGAUACUGCGACCAGUUUCCGGCCGGGUGCGCGUUUUGGACCCAAUGGCAUCCGACAGGGCGCACGUCGCCUUGGAGUUUCCAGGAUCAACGUGCCAAUGAAGAUUCGUGUGAGCGAUCAUCUCGACGUGGUUGAUUGUGGCGACGUCCCGAUGGUAUUCAUCGACAAUAAAGUGGCCUUGCGGCAGCUUGAGCUAGCCAAUAAAAUGGUUCUCAAGAAAACUGACGCUCGAUCAUCUGGAGGCACAAGCCUUGCCAAGGAUGGGAAAUUCCAUCCUCGCGUACUCACACUGGGCGGUGAUCAUACGAUCACACUGCCGUUGCUACGCGGCGUCGCUGAUGUUUAUGGUCCUGUCAGUGUGAUACACUUCGAUAGUCACAUCGACACCUGGAAGCCUAGAGCAUGGGAGGAGGGCCCGUGGCUUCCGGGAGAGGAAGUCCCGGUGACUCACGGUAGUUAUUUCUGGUAUGCCCACAAUGAAGGUCUUCUCGCUGCCAACAACUCCAACAUUCAUGUUGGUAUUCGGGGUGCACUCAACAGCUGGGAGGACUAUGAUAAUGACUACGACGUCGGGUUUAUUAUCUCUCACGCAGAUGAGCUUGAGGACAUUGGUUGGAAAGGAGUGGUGAAAAAGAUCCGAGACGCCGUCGGAGAUAAUCCAGUGUAUAUCUCUCUGGACAUUGAUGUCAUCGACCCUGGUAUGGCUCCUGCCACGGGAACUCCAGAGAUUGGUGGAAUUACGACAAGGGAAAUCAAGAAAAUUCUCCAAGGUCUUUCGGGCUUGAAAAUUGUUGGUGCAGACAUUGUAGAAGUAGCUCCAGGAUAUGAUACACAGGACGAGAUCACCCAGAUCACCGCAGCCAACAUUGGAUGGGACAUUCUGGCGCUAAUGGCGAAAGCCCCCCUUACCGCGUGA
This is a messenger RNA of Fibroporia radiculosa, 1182 nucleotides long. RefSeq lists its product as uncharacterized. The transcript is spliced from 16 exons. Bases 1 to 1182 code for a protein of 393 amino acids. NCBI's taxonomy places the organism in Eukaryota, Fungi, Basidiomycota, Agaricomycetes, Polyporales, Fibroporiaceae. The record is from RefSeq and is a predicted model, not a curated record. Gene Ontology annotation, molecular function: agmatinase activity; metal ion binding.